Molecule: messenger RNA, 1302 nt
Organism: Penicillium angulare
Lineage: Eukaryota; Fungi; Ascomycota; Eurotiomycetes; Eurotiales; Aspergillaceae
Product: NAD(P)/FAD-dependent oxidoreductase
Exons: 3
Coding region: 1-1302 (433 amino acids)
Molecular function (GO): flavin adenine dinucleotide binding; sarcosine oxidase activity; proline dehydrogenase activity
Source: RefSeq, a predicted model, not a curated record
AUGGACAAGCAAAAUAAAAUCGUCAUUAUAGGCGCUGGUAUUUUUGGCCUCUCGACAGCCUACCAGCUUGCAUCUGAGGGAUACAAAAAUGUGGUGGUGCUCGAUCGCCACAUGGCGCCGGUACCGGACGGAUCUAGCUCUGACAUUUCCCGUGUAAUUCGGUUCGACUAUGGGGAUGACGACUACGUAGAGCUUGCGUACGAUGCAUAUCUCAAAUGGCGCGAUAACCCCAAAUACAAGGGCAUUUUCUACCCUGCUGAUUACAUACUUGUCGGUAAAACCAGCCCGUAUGGAAAAGACUGGAUCCAAAAGACAACCACCGCCCUGAACAAGAAGAAGCUUCCUUGGAACACGCUUGAUAGUGUAGCUGACGCUAAGAGAAAGUUCCCUGUAUUGAGCGGAGAGCUCGCAAACCCUGGGUUCUUUGGGUACAACAAUCAUCAGGCUGGAUGGGCAGAUGCCGCAAAGGCUGUUGCACAGCUCCGAGAUGAUUGCUUUGAGCUCGGAAUUUCAUUUAUUUGCGGUCGUGCUGGAACAGUAACUGGAUUUGUCACCGACUCGUCCCGGGCUAUCAAGGGUGUUCGUACUCUUGCUGGCACCAGAUUUGAUGGCGAUCACUUUAUUUUAGCCGCUGGUGCCUGGUCAUCGGGCCUGGUCUCCACGUACAACUCGACUUUGUCAACAGCACAUAUACUGGGAUAUGUCAAACUUACGGAGGAAGAAAUGGAGAAGUACAAGGAUCUUCCCAUAUACACAAACUUCUCCACUGGAUGGUUCAACUUCCCUCCACAUAACGACACGAAGACAUUGAAGAUGGCUAUCCACGGAUGGGGAUAUACCCGUACACCGACCUCGGAGGACCUGAAUGCUAAUACGUCAAACGUCUCAGCGCCUCCUUUGAUUCCUCCCCGCGAGCGUAUCAACUUCAUCCCUGAAGAUGGUGAAACUCGUCUCAGAGAUGGUCUCAAAGAAAUUUUACCUGAGCUUGGAGAUCGACCGUUCGAAAAGGUAGCUUUGUGCUGGUAUACCGAUACACCCAGCGGGAAUUUUAUCAUGGACUGGCACCCAGACCACCCCAAUCUUUUUAUUGGAGGAGCUGGUAGUGGACAUGCGUUCAAGUUCCUACCGAUUCUGGGCCAUUAUAUGUCAUUGGCUCUGAAGGGCCGCCUACCAGACAAGUUAGCCCAGAAAUGGCGGUUCCGGAAAGACUAUGAAAAUGAAGGCGACACCUUCAAGGGAGAUGGUAGCCGUGGUGGCCCUCCCAGGCGUGAAUUGGAAUCUCAGGAGAAGGCAAAGUUGUGA